AUGCCUCCAUUUGACCGUGCUCAAACGAUUGGCUUUUCGUUCGGCUACUCUGUCGCCAUUUUGACGUCUAUCGUCCGCUUGGCGCAUCGGCUGAAGCGACGACAGAUAUGGUGGGAUGACUUCUGGGCGUUCAUCGCGCUGCUGUUGGCGGCGUAUAACCUGGUCGUUGCCUUACUUUUGAACCUCCCAGAUAACGCGGAGGAGAAAUACACGGUGGUCGAGUCCUCAUUCAUGCUGUAUUCGGUCUUUCAGUUGCAUCCUGCCAUCAUUUGGGCAAGUCGGCUUUCAAUCCUGGUCACCGUAGUGCGAUUCCUCUCGCCGGGUCGUAACCGAGCGAUAUCAUUCUGGAGCGUUGUCGUCCUAUUCGUGAUGUGGUUGGCCGUGGCUAUCAGUGCCAUCUUCUAUUGCGGGUACCCCUUGAUGACAGUUCCAGGAGGGGAUGGUUGCGUCUAUCAGACGGGGCCCACAAUCGUUGCUCUCAGCUGCAACGUGACUGCAACGAUUUGGCUUGUCGGGUGGCCCAUUUAUCUGUUCACUCGCAUUAAACUAGCACGUCCAGGGCGCAACUUAAUUGUUGCUUGUUUCUCGACCGGCUUACUCUUGGGCGCUCUUGACAUAUUCCAUGCGGCGAAUCUACUGACGAUUAACCUGAAAAUCAUCAAUUUCUCUGGACAUUUAGAGGUCAUGGUGGCGCUUGUGCUAUGCAAUUUACUCGUCCUUGUCGCCUACAUUUAUCGUGUAUUCCGCGGGCCCAACGGCUCCGGAGAGACGAGCAAUGACCGCACCAGUGCCUCCUACAGCGCAGAUUUGUCGCGAUCGAAAACUGAAGACGACUCCAGGCCACGGCGUGCCCGGACGAGCGGUGCACAUGUAGUCACCGAAGACAUCGAGUCUUCCAUCGGCCCCUUGACGACGGUUUAUACGAGCACCGGCGACUUUUCGCUUGGAAGUAUUGCCCAUACCUCUCCCCAGCAAAGCAAGGUAUCCAGCUACACCUCACCUCUCAAUUCAUUGGUGUCCAAGGAAAACGAUUCUUUUGCUUCCCAAAACCGGACUACUGACGGAAAGUAG
Messenger RNA from Coprinopsis cinerea okayama7#130, 1071 nucleotides. RefSeq lists its product as hypothetical. The record is from RefSeq and is a predicted model, not a curated record. NCBI's taxonomy places the organism in Eukaryota, Fungi, Basidiomycota, Agaricomycetes, Agaricales, Psathyrellaceae. The transcript is spliced from 7 exons. The coding region runs from base 1 to 1071 and encodes 356 amino acids.